Miscanthus lutarioriparius is the source of this 2622-nucleotide messenger RNA. Lineage: Eukaryota; Viridiplantae; Streptophyta; Magnoliopsida; Poales; Poaceae. The record is from the annotation of a GenBank genome assembly.
AUGGCGGCCUUCACCAAGCUCGAGGACUCCCCCAUGUUCCGCAAACAGGUCAAUUCUUUGGAACAACAUACUGAUGAACUGAAAGAACGGUGCUCAAACCUGCAUAAAGGAUGUAAAAGAUUCAUGGGAUCACUUGAUGAGGCAUAUGCAGGGGAUCUAUCAUUUGCAGAUUCUCUGCAAGCAUUUGGUGCUGGUCUGGAUGACCCUAUUAGUGUUGCCAUUGGAGGGCCCGUGAUGUCCAAGUUUACUACUGCUUUCAGGGAGCUUGGGACAUACAAGGAACUCCUUCGUUCUCAGGUUGAGCACAUGCUUAGUGAUCGCCUGUCACAGUUCAUUAACGUGGAUUUAAAUGGUGUGAAGGAUUGUCGGCGACGUUUGGAUAGGGCUGCAGUGGCUUAUGAUCAGGCACGUGAAAAAUUUGUGUCAGUGCGAAAAGGGACUAAAGCAGAAGUCGUGACAGAACUUGAGGAGGAUCUACACAAUGCCAAGUCAGCUUUCGAAAGAUGUCGCUUUAACUUAGUACAUGCCCUUGCGAACAUUGAAGCAAAAAAGAAGUAUGAGUUCUUGGAAUCAAUAAGUGCAGUGAUGGAUGCCCAUUUGAGGUAUUUUAAGCAGGGAUAUGAGCUACUGAGUCAAAUGGAACCAUUCAUUCACCAGGUUCUAACAUAUGCACAACAAUCAAAACAAAUGGCUGUAAGUGAGCAAGAUAAGCUUGCAAAGAGAAUUCAGGAGUUCAGAACUGAAGAGGAAAUAGCUAAUGUGAGAAUGGCUAGCAACGUAGACACAUCUACUAGCGGUGAUGGUAUCCAUGUUGUUGGCCUUCAGUCCUAUAAAACGAUUGAAGCAUUAAUGCAGCCAACUGUCAACGGCGAGGUUCAAGUUAUUAAACAAGGUUACCUAUUUAAGCGUCCUCAAAAUACACGUGGUGAAUGGAAGAGGAGAUUUUUUGUGCUUGACAGCCAUGGAACUCUGUACUACUAUGGGAAUAAAGGAAAAUCGCAAGGAGUGUCAUCACAACAAACAGCUGGUGAAGGAACUGGUGUUUUUGGUCGAUUCAGAUUCUUGAACCAAAGAGCUUCAUCUCAGGGUGAAGAUUCAUUAUCAUGUCAUAGAAUUGAUCUCAGAACUUCAACAAUUAAGAUUGAUGCAGAAGAAAAUGAUUUAAGAUUUUGCUUCAGAAUAAUCUCACCCGUUAAGACAUACACAUUACAGGCGGAAUCAGGGGCUGAUCAAAAGGACUGGAUCCAGAAAAUUACUGGAGUUAUCGCAUCGCUACUAAAUUCACCAUUCCCGCAGCAGUUGUCAUAUGGUAAUGUAGCAGCAGAGAGUAACAGAUCCGCAAGUUCUGCUGAUUCUUUGUCUAUUGAAGAUAACAAGAGUUCAGAGGGACAUGAUGAUGUAUUCAACCUUCUGAGGAAUAUCCCUGGAAAUGACAGUUGUGCGGAAUGUCGUUCUCCUGAUCCUGAUUGGGCAUCUCUAAACUUGGGUAUUCUGAUUUGCAUUGAGUGCUCUGGGGCUCACAGAAAUCUUGGAGUGCACAUUUCAAAGGUUCGAUCCUUGAGACUAGAUGUGAAAGUCUGGGAGCCAGUAAUUAUGGAUCUCUUCCAUGCACUAGGAAAUGAUUACGCUAAUUCCAUUUGGGAAGCUCUUCUUCCAAAAGAAGAUCAAGGAAUGGACGAAUCAAAUGGAGCUAUUCUUUUUAUUGAAAAGCCUAAACCUAGUGAUGCUUUCUCAAUAAAGGAGAGGUACAUACAAACAAAGUAUGUCGACAAACUGCUUUUUGCCAGAGAUCCCGAUCAGAUUACCAUUAAUAUUUUGGAAGCUAUAAGGAAAAAUGAUGUGAGAGCAGCAUAUCAAAUUCUUGCAAUAGCUGAAGUCGGUGCUAACAUGACAUAUGAUGCUUUGAGCAAAGAUGCCCAUCAUGUUCAGCCAGUGACAGACAAGAUGUUACUUGAUCCAAUUUCUUGUGAGAUAAUUCAGGACUCUGGGAAACCAGAAGGCUGUCUACAAGGUUGUUCUUUAUUGCACUUUGCAUGCGAAUAUGGUCAUCCUAUAAUGGUGGAGCUUCUUCUACUUUUUGGCGCGGAUAUUAAUAUGCAGGACUUCCAUGGCCGAACACCAUUGCACCAUUGUGUCCAAAAGAAAAAUGAUGAACUCACCAAGCAUCUGCUGAAGAGGGGUGCGAGAACAACAAUUAAAGAUGGCGGAGGUCUGACUGCUCUGGAGAGAAGAAUGGAACUUGGAGCAAUAACUGAUGAAGACUUAUUCAUACUAUUUGUGAGGGCUUUGGCAACUAGCUGUUUGUACCUGAUAGCAUUGUUGUACCCACCUAAUUUCGCUUCUGGAAUGAACACGAUUUCUACACCUGAAGACAAAAUGGCUUUUACCCUUGCUCUGGAGUUUCGGGAUACCGCCACUACAGCGGUGCCUAUACAUAGGCAAAUAAUACAUGCACGUUUGAGACCCAAAAACGCCGUGGCCCGGAAAUCACGCGGUUAUAAAUUGGAUUCCACCAGACGCGUCUCCGUGUUGCAGCACUACCUAAAGCUAAAGGCCAUGCACAGGAAAGGGAGACUCGGCCUGCACAAAAUGUCCACUACUCGAUCGGAGCAUCCAUCCUAA